AUCGAGAAAAAUUGGCUAGUGAUUAUUUACGACUAAGCAAUAAAGAAAUUGACCAAAUAAAAAACAUUAACUCGAUUUAUCAAAUUGCUCUGGAUGAAAAAGAUAAGUUUAGAGUUUAUGGCAUCAAGCGAAAAUUUCGUGAAGAAGACUAUUUUGAAAUCUUACUUUUUGAUCCUAAUCAUCUUUUUCAUCUUAACAAGAAAAAAGGUAAAUAUCCUUACGGAGGAGAAGCGGAACGAGCAGCAAGAAAAAAAGUCGAAGAAUAA
Messenger RNA from Entrophospora sp. SA101, 266 nucleotides. The record is from the annotation of a GenBank genome assembly. NCBI's taxonomy places the organism in Eukaryota, Fungi, Glomeromycota, Glomeromycetes, Entrophosporales, Entrophosporaceae.